Messenger RNA from Penicillium bovifimosum, 942 nucleotides. Its product is annotated as translation initiation/elongation factor MRX8. The record is from RefSeq and is a predicted model, not a curated record. NCBI's taxonomy places the organism in Eukaryota, Fungi, Ascomycota, Eurotiomycetes, Eurotiales, Aspergillaceae. Bases 1 to 942 code for a protein of 313 amino acids. Gene Ontology annotation, cellular component: mitochondrion. Gene Ontology annotation, molecular function: GTP binding. The transcript is spliced from 2 exons.
AUGAACACAAUACCGGUAUGCAGGCGCUCUGCGUCUAGGGUUUCAUCUUAUACAACGAUACGAGCCCUGUCCUCAACGCCGAAUCCCAAUUCAAAGCGCGAACUCAAAGACCUCACGCCGACCGAUCUCUGCUAUUACUGGGAUACAAAACCUCCCAGUCCCGAACAACUAGCCUUUGCCGACAAAGUAUUCGUCCCAUCGCGUCACUCUCCUCUGAAAUUAUGGUCCGCCGCCAAAUUCCGCACAACGCCAAUGGAAUCUCUCGAACCCGAAGUCGCAUUUCUCGGCCGCUCAAAUGUUGGCAAGAGUUCAUUACUGAAUGCAAUAAUGGGCCAGGAGAUGUGCUGGACCUCGUCGAAACCGGGACGAACGAGGGAAAUGAACGCGUUUGGGAUUGGAGGCACGAAGGGCGGCGAGUCGAAGGUCGUACUGCUUGAUAUGCCGGGAUACGGAAAAGCCAGUCGAGCGGAGUGGGGAGCGGAAAUCAUGAAGUAUCUCCAAGGGCGAAAACAACUCCGUCGCGCAUUCCUCCUCAUCGACAGCAUGCACGGCAUCAAGCAGACCGAUGCCGAGAUCCUCAGACUAUUCCGACACAAUGCAAUUCCGCACCAGAUUAUCUUGUCCAAGGUUGACAAGUUUCUCGCUAGGAAAGUUAAGCAAAUGAAGACUGGGGUGACGCCUGCCAGUCUCGAGCGGCUACAUCUAUUGCUGCAAGGUAUCAAACCAAUUGUCCAGCCAGGUCCGGGUGCUUCGGAGGGGCCUGGUGCCCUGGGGGAGAUCUUGACUUGUAGUGCUGAGGCACACAUCGGUCCCGGACGGUCCUUGGGGAUCGAUGCUGUUCGCUGGUCUAUCUUGUCUGCUGCUGGCAUUGAUGGGAGCUUAGAGGGUGGUCGCCUUGCUGUUAAACCACCUGCUGCGGAGACAUCCGCUGCUAUCAUUUGA